AUGCAUCAACUGAAACUCUCAUCGGUUGACCACAGGUCACUCCGUCCGAACACCGACACCGUAAUGCAGGUCUUGGAACUCUUUUCGAGCCAGAAUCCUAUAGGACUCAUUGCGCUGCCAAGAUCUGUGCCUGGUUGCCUUCCAAAGACCUCCCUUACGAAGAAAGUCACGUUGAAUAUCUUGGAAUCCGACUCCGGCGACUUCGUUUUGAUUCUCGAGUUUCCAGGGUGUCCCACUAAUAGGAAUGCCGCAGUCUUGAGCUAACUCUUGCAGUCUGCCUUUAAUACAGGCACGAUGAAUACUUAUUAGCGUCGUUCUCUUGAUGAGUUUCUCAUAGAUUGGUUUAAGUUCUUCAACCUCGUUUCUAUUCCUGCACAAGUGAAAAGCAUAAUCUCUGAUUAGAGAGCAUGGAGGAUCAUCGCUGGGGCUGCUGCUGCUGCUGACGAAUGCCUUAAGAACCCAUCCAGAUUCGUUCCCUUUAUAUGGACUGUUGAGUGCAAUGGGUAGGUCAGUAAUAAGAAGCCUGCCAUCUUUAUACCCUCUCUUGCCGAUGUAUUUAACUGGUCUGUAGCUCUCUGCUGCCUUCAAGAACUCUUUAAAUGCCUUUGCUUGUGUAAGGGUCUUGAUUAACACCUUAGUAUGCACAGCACUAAGAACAUUACUUCCUUGUGUGCUUGUUGGUGAAGGAGGUAGUUGCGGGGUUUUGUUGUUGUUCUUGUUCUUCUCGCGCUCUUUCGC
Molecule: messenger RNA, 738 nt
Organism: Periconia digitata
Lineage: Eukaryota; Fungi; Ascomycota; Dothideomycetes; Pleosporales; Periconiaceae
Source: the annotation of a GenBank genome assembly